AUGGCACAAACACACACGCCUGCUGCAUCCGGCACGACCACCCCUUCGUUUCAAGAUAUAGUUCGCGAUGCCAUGAAACAUUAUAAACACGAAAGGGAGUCAGAAGCCCAUCAAAUUUUCCGCAAUGCCGGAGGGCACAAGCCAAAGGGGAUGCCCCAGCUUGUUGACCCCGAUGAAGAGACCGUUCCGGGCAUUGAACACCCUGGUAGCACUGGGGUGAUUUAUUGCUCCGAUAGGGCUAUGGCCAACGGAUUUAGCUACACCAGCUCUCACGAAUGGGCAAAUUUGGGACAGGGUGCCCCGGAGGUAGGCCCAAUCCCCGAUGCUCCAGAGAGGCCAAACUCCAUUCCACUUCCUGUUGACUGCCUCGAAUAUGCACCGACUACGGGCGUUAAAGCUCUUCGUGAAGCCGUUGCCAAUCUGUACAAUCACACAUAUCGUCAAGAUAAAGUAAGCCAAUAUACAUUUGAAAAUGUAUGCAUUGUGCCUGGUGGACGCUCUGGCCUAUCCAGACUUGCAGCUGUCAUUGGCGACGUCUACACUAGCUAUCAAGUUCCUGACUACACCGCUUACGACCAAGUGCUAAGCUCUUUUAAAAGGCUAGUACCCAUACCCACGACGUGCGUAGCAUAUAUGGACAAAUACCGCCUUGAUAUAGAGCAAACAAAGAGGGACAUUCGUACACAAGGACUGGCCGUUGUCCUUGCAUCUAACCCCCGUAAUCCUACCGGACAGGUCAUCAAGGGAAAUGAUCUCAAGGAACUGGUUUCUUUGAGCAAAGAAGGGACUACGAUUAUCUUGGACGAGUUUUAUUCAUGGUAUAUAUACCCCGAAAGCCAUAGCGAUUAUGGCAAAUCCAUCUCGUCCGCCAAAUACAUCGAUGAUGUCAACGAAGACUCUGUCGUAAUCAUCGAUGGUCUUACAAAGAAUUGGCGCCUUCCGGGCUGGCGCGUCUGUUGGGUCAUAGGACCUAAAAAUCUAAUCACUGCACUCUCCCAGUCGGGUUCGUUCUUGGAUGGGGGUGCAAAUCAUCCAUUGCAAUUGGCCGCAAUACCUCUGCUGGACCCUUUGCACGUUCAACAAGAGAAGAUUGCCCUUCAGAAGCACUUCAAGUCUAAACGAGAUCAUGUUUUACAACGUCUUAAGGAACUUCAUCUCGAGGUCGACAUACCCCCAACGAGCACCUUUUAUAUCUGGCUCAAUCUCGAAAAGCUGCCCCCUCCACUUAACAAUGGAUUGACAUUCUUCGAAGAACUGCUAAAGGAGCAAACGAUUGUCAUCCCUGGUAUCUUCUUUGACAUAAAUCCUGCACAUCGUAGAAACCUAUUCAAUUCUCCUUGUCAUCAUUAUGUCCGACUUUCCUUUGGUCCUCCUCUCAGAGACCUUGACAAAGGGCUCGAUGCCAUUGGUCGCGUACUCAAGAAGGCGAAAAAGAGCGGCAUGGGCGACUUCGGACAGGGGUAUAAGACCGCCAUUGAGAUGCCCAAAGAGCCAGCACAGGUUUGA
This is a messenger RNA of Psilocybe cubensis, 1506 nucleotides long. RefSeq lists its product as uncharacterized. Gene Ontology annotation, biological process: biosynthetic process; amino acid metabolic process. The record is from RefSeq and is a predicted model, not a curated record. The coding region runs from base 1 to 1506 and encodes 501 amino acids. The transcript is spliced from 18 exons. NCBI's taxonomy places the organism in Eukaryota, Fungi, Basidiomycota, Agaricomycetes, Agaricales, Agrocybaceae. Gene Ontology annotation, molecular function: pyridoxal phosphate binding; transaminase activity.